AUGGCGGGCACCAAAGUCCUGUGCGUGGCUGAAAAGCCUGCAAUCGCGAAGGCUGUCGCGCAGCACCUAUCUGGAGGUCAUGUGCAAACUAGCGCGGUUACCGGAAACCGAUUUGUGAAAAAUUAUACCUUCGAUUUCAAUUUCGGGGGCCAGUUGGGCAACAGCUCUGUCACCAUGACCAGCGUUCUAGGGCACUUGACGGGCUUGGACUUUGAGCGCCAGUACACUGGCUGGACGUCUUGCCCACCAGCCCAUCUAUUCGAAGCUCCUGUUAGAAUCGAUGUGGCCGAUGAUAAAAAAGCAAUUGCAAACAACAUCAUCAAACAAGCGCGGCAUCAUCAGUACCUGGUCAUUUGGACUGACUGUGAUCGAGAAGGGGAGCAUAUUGGCACAGAAGUGCGCGACCAGGCAAAGGCCGGCAACAACCGGAUUAUCGUCAAACGAGCCAAGUUCAACAAUACCGAGAGAGUCCACGUCUUGAAUGCCGCGAGGUCCCUCAUUGAGCUUGAUGAACGUCAAGCGAAUGCAGUAGCGGCGAGGAUAGAGCUCGACCUGAGGAUAGGUGCUGCAUUUACUCGCCUGCUCACUCUUCAAUUACAGAACCUCCAUGAUACCCUAACACAGAGGGUUAUCAGUUAUGGGUCCUGCCAGUUUCCAACCCUCGGGUUUGUGGUUGAUAGAUUUUUAAGAGUGAAACGAUUCAAGCCAGAGAACUUCUGGGGAAUCAAAGUCACACACUCUCGGGAUGACAUCAAGGUGAAAUUUCUCUGGAAGAGAGUUCAUCUUUUCGACAGAGCCGCUGUGACUAUGAUGCUGGAGCGCUGUUUAAUGGCCAAAAAGGCCAAGGUUACCAAGGUCAACCAGAAACCGACAAGCAAGUGGAGGCCCCUACCAUUGACCACAGUGGACUUGCAAAUGAUGGGAACAAAAUAUCUUCGCAUGGAAAGUUCAAAAGUCAUGAAGAUUGCAGAAAACCUCUAUACUAGAGGUUUCAUUAGCUAUCCACGAACAGAAACUGAUCAGUUUGAUAAAGGAAUCGACCUGAAGAAACUCGUUGAGAAACAACUACCAGACCAGAACUGGGGACAGUACGCUCAAGGGCUCCUCGACGGUAAUUUCAGGACUCCUCGAGCUGGACGGCACAAUGACCAAGCACAUCCGCCUAUACACCCUGUCUGCUGGGUUAACCGCACCGCACUAACCGCGGAUGAACAUAAGGUAUACGAGUUUGUCGCCCGACGGUUUCUCGCCUGUUGUUCAGAUGACGCCAAGGGCCAAUCAACUGAUGUCGAGAUCCAAUACGGAGACGAAAUGUUUCACGCUAGGGGAUUACUCGUAUUGGAGAGGAAUUAUCUAAACGUUUAUGUUUACGACAAGUGGGAAAGCACCCAGCAGCUGCCCAAUUACCGGGUCGGCGAGCUGUUCGAGCCCACCGAAGCCAACAUGUUUGAUGGAAAGACUUCGCCCCCAAAUUACUUGACAGAGCCAGAGCUCAUCGGACUAAUGGAUGCUAACGGAAUUGGCACUGACGCCACUAUGGCCGAACAUAUCAAGAAGAUCAAGGACCGUGAAUAUAUUGGCGUGCAACCACAAGGAACCGGUCGAAACGCAAUAAGCUUACUCAUUCCAACUCGGCUGGGUAUUGCCUUGAUACUUGGCUAUGAUGAUGUUUUUGCCGGCAUCCCAGACAGCCCGUCCCUAAGCAAGCCCUUUCUGCGGAAGCAGAUGGAACUGGAAAUGAGGGAUGUUUGCUCUGGCACCAGAUUACGGACACAUGUCGUUCAGCAAAAUCUAGACAUGUACCGGGAGUUAUUUAUACACACUCAAAUGCGGAUGAACAUGCUAAAGGCUGCGUUUCGAAAGUAUAUUGUUGAGGAGGAGGAUGUGUGA
Aspergillus mulundensis is the source of this 1890-nucleotide messenger RNA. RefSeq names its product DNA topoisomerase III. Gene Ontology annotation, biological process: DNA topological change. Gene Ontology annotation, cellular component: nucleus. The record is from RefSeq and is a predicted model, not a curated record. Lineage: Eukaryota; Fungi; Ascomycota; Eurotiomycetes; Eurotiales; Aspergillaceae. Gene Ontology annotation, molecular function: DNA binding; DNA topoisomerase type I (single strand cut, ATP-independent) activity. The transcript has 7 exons. Bases 1 to 1890 code for a protein of 629 amino acids.